Molecule: messenger RNA, 3054 nt
Organism: Bathycoccus prasinos
Lineage: Eukaryota; Viridiplantae; Chlorophyta; Mamiellophyceae; Mamiellales; Bathycoccaceae
Exons: 1
Coding region: 1-3054 (1017 amino acids)
Source: RefSeq, a predicted model, not a curated record
AUGAAGACGACGACGACCUGCUUUUGCAUCGUCCUCGUGAUGAUGUCAGGGGGCGUGUGGCGGCCGACGACGACGAGUUCGCGAGGUGGAUUUUUUUUACUCGGUGCGGAAGCGGCGGAGUUAGAGAUUGGUUGGGAUGGGUUGGUGUAUACCGUCGACGACGAUUCGACUAUAAAAGAAGAUAAAGAUUUUGACGGCGUGACGAAAACGAUCGGACCGUAUUAUCUCUCCGAGCGCGCGCAGCACAUCAAAGACGAGUUCAUCGUACCGUACGACUGGGAUGAUUAUUUGCAAGAUUUUGAAUCGUACAUGGAUGAAUUUUGCGAAGCUUCUGGUGGCGACGAUUGGACUAAGUUUACUGGCUACGCGUUCACGCCAUCUAAUGGUGGCACGAGAGUUACUUCGGAUAAGUUCAUGACCAAAUACUUGACGGACACCAUCACUGCCGCCAAGGCGGGGACUGCGCCAGCCGACGGAGCCCUCGAAAAGGUUGAAAAGACGGUCAAGGACAUGUGCGGAAUUCACGCCGUUUUGCGCUAUUUGUACUUGGGCUACGCUACGGGUAACGAUGAUACCAACUGGGAUAGAGCUGCGGCGGUGUAUUACGGCCAAAAUAAACUUGGAUCUCUUUAUCAUCGCUCGGAGUAUUUGGGUGGACAAUUUGGUACGACGUCGGGCGGCAACUCUGCUACGAAUGUAAAGAUCAACGCAGCUUUUAGACAAGGCAAACAAUCUACGUCGACUGCGACGAAAGCUGAAAAGUACGAGAUUAUUGAGCACCAAAUGCGCAUCGUGUACGCGCAAGGUAUCAUUAAGUACGCGCUUCAAAUGGACCACGCAAUUGCCGAAAAAACGGCGACGGCGUACAUGGAAGCGCAAGCGGAAGGUCAAGCAUUCGCUCGUAUUCUCGCACCAUGGGUAAACGGAUACUCGCAGAACAAUGCGACGGCGUUAGAAGCAAUGUUUGACACGUCUAAAGUUCCGCGAGGGUACGCGCAUUACAACUACUGCGCGGCAAAAGCGAUUUUGCAAUCGGACAUCAACGGCGGGAUUUCUGACGAAGAGAUUGGAACUUACGACCACAUGGAUGAGAUUAUCUGUCCGACAAUCGACGCGCAUAUGAGCAAUUUGCAAAGAAGUGGUACGGAUACAUACACGCCGCAAUCCAUUGUCGGUCCAGACUUGUCCGUUUCGCAGGCGGUUUCGCAAGUGAAAACGUUGCUCGGGGACUCGUCCGACUACGCGACCAUUAAGGAAACGUACACUGAGUUGGGAUUACGCGCGUUGGCUGAUACCGAUCACACGGGCGAGCCUGUUUGGAACGCUUUCAAGGCGCACUUUGGUUCUGCCACGUGGAUUUCUGACUUUGUCGAUCUAAUCUGCGAUGGCACGACUUUAUCUUCGCACCCGGGCGCGAGAGCGGAACUGCUCGAAAAGACCGUCAUGGACGCGUUGCAAGUGCAAGCGAUCAUCAGCGAUCUCUAUCAAGGCUACUCGAACGACGACCAGGAUAAAUGGGACCAAGGUGCGGCGAAGUUUCACGGCGCCGGCGACAGUUACGACUCCACCGUCUUUGCGCGCGGCGACAAGAGAGCGGCCAACUACAACACCCCGCAAUCGGGUACUACUGUCGCGAAAGCGAACAGUGCCAUCGCGACUGCCUUGGUCUCGGGUAAAACUGAGGCCAACUACAACACGGUGUUGAAAAACAUCAAAAUUAUCUACGCGCAAGCUACUAUUCGAUACGCGUGGCUUAUCGAUCGCGACGUUGUUGAAGGCACCGAUUAUCGCGAACACCAGGCGGAAGGGUUGGCGUUUUUCAGAGUCAUUGCGCCGUGGGUCAAAUCUAUCGACAGCUCCGGUUACGAUACCGUAUCUCAAAUCUUCGACACGACGAAGAGGCCGUUUUCAGUCAUUGGUCACUCGUAUUGUCUCGUUGAACAAAUCAUUACGGAUGCUUUAUCCAUCUCCAAUUCGGACUUGGGCUCCUUGGAAGACGCUACUUCUUUGGCUUCGUGUUCAAACGUGGCAACUUCGAAGGUCAUCUCCGAAGGUGACACUACGCUUUUCACGGCAACGACUGAUAUUGGCGCUUCUUUAGAGACGUCCAAUCUCGUUUCUGACGUCAAAGCUAUCCUCGAUGUUACCUCGCCAAACUUUGCCGCGAUCAAGGCAAAAUACAGAUCGGACGGUUUGCGCGGCAUGGCGGACGCGGACAGAUCUGGCGAGCCCGCGUAUAAUCUCUUUUACGCUUAUUACGCCUCGAAGACGUGGAUUUCAGAUUUCCUCUAUCGCGCAACUGAUGGCACGGCGACGUCUAAUUCAGAACCGGCACGAUUGGAGGCGGUUGAGAAAACUAUGUGGGACGCGACCAUGGUGAACGCGAUUGCGUCCGACCUCUAUCGAGGCAUCUCGGACAAGAAUGCGUGGGACGCUGCGGCGGCGAAAUAUUUCGGAAAAGCAACGACGCGAUCGACGACUAUUUACGGGCGCGCGAAUAAGCGCGCGGCGAAUUUUGGAACCUUAAGUUCGGAUGGAGUUACGGCCAAGGUGAACGCCGCGAUAUCCGCCGCGUUCAUAUCUGGACAAAGCCAAAACAACCACGACAUCAUCUUGAAAUCAAUCAAGACUAUCUACGCGCAGUGUGCCGUUAGAUACGGUUUGAUGUUAGACCAAGACGUGGCCAGUGGAGCAGAUUACCGCGAGCAUCAAGCGGAGGGAUGGGCAUUCUGGAGAGUCCUCGCGCCGUGGGUAUCGGAAGUCGAUUCGAGCGGAGCGCAAGUUUUGGAUUACAUGUUCAACACGGCGACGACGCCGAACCACGCGAACCACUACUGCUUUGCGGUGAAUGUGGUAAAGAAUUUGAACAUAGCCGCGGACGACAUGGGUGUCCACGAAGGCGCGCCGUCUCUCGAUAGUUGCGUUGGUAUCGAACCGACAAUUAUCGGAGCGACGCCUUCCUCUGGCUUUACCCACUUUGCGGCGAAGAGCAUGUUUUUCGUGUACUUUGCGGCGACAUUCUUGGUAGCUUCCUUGGCUUUGUGUGCGCUUUAA